GUACAUAAACGGCGCAAAAUGGCACAAGGGAAGGAAAAGAAGAAAACGACGAUAAAAAACGAUCAACAGGAAAAGGAGAAGACGUGCGGUAAUUCAGAGCUGCCUCAUACAGCCGAGGAAGAUGAAAAAAUAAAGUCAGAGAGCUGCUCUGCUGGUUUAACAGUGAACCAACCUGACCUCCAUGACCGUCCUGACAGUGAUGAGCAGCCUGUAGAAGACGACAUUUAUGAACUUCCCACACUUUUUUGCUUAAUUGUACAAAAAUACGAAGGGGAAACAUGUGAAAGCCGGUUUCAUGGAGAAGGGGUUGCAUGUUUUGAAGGAGGCCAUGUGUACAAGGGGAUGUUUUCCAAGGGACUUAUGGAUGGAUGUGGUAUCCUCACACUGGCAGGUGGAUUGAAAUAUGAGGGAGAAUUUGUGUGCAACAAGCCCAUGGGCCAGGGCGCCUACACCUGGCCGGACGGCAGCUCUUAUAAGGGUGAAGUGUACAACGGUAUACGACAUGGGACUGGAACUUACAAAUGUGCAAAAAAUGGAGUGACAUACACGGGGAAGUGGGAUCAGGGCAAGAGGCACGGAAAGGGUACGGUGUUUUAUAACCAGGAUAAGACCUCUUGGUAUAAAGGAGACUGGGUGAAGAACAACAGAGAGGGAUGGGGAGUGAGACGCUACCUGUCUGGUAACACUUACUCUGGUGAGUGGAAGAACAACCUGAGACAUGGAGAGGGGACGAUGAGGUGGCUUAAGCUGGGACAGCAGUAUGUUGGGAUGUGGCAGAACGGAGUCCAGCAUGGACGAGGCACACACACCUGGAUCCUGAGGCGAGCAGACGGAUCUCAGUAUUCCCAGAGCAAUCAGUACACAGGGGAUUUUGUUCAGGGUCAGAGGCAUGGGCAGGGAACCUUUUACUACGCUGGUGGUGCAAUCUACGAACAAGAAUGGAGGAUGAAUAAAAAACAUGGGAAGGGGAAAUUCACUUUCGAGGAUGGGCGUGUUUUUGAAGGAGAGUGUUUGGACCAUCAGACAAUGCACAACCUGAAUGGGAAGAAAGAUCCUAUUCCUCCACCUGUUUCAUCUAUCUUGGGACCAGACAUGACUUUGAACAUUGAAUGUCUUCUGGAGAAAAUCCCAGAGAGAAAGCGCGACACGGAGCGUAAACAGGUGGAGUUUGUGGUGCUGAGGCAAGACAGAGAGCUCAGGUCCAUCUAUAGUUUCUACAGCAGACUUGGCCACACCCGCUCCCCUGAUAACACCUUCCUGCUGUCCCGCCUGCAGCUGUGGCGCCUGCUCAAAGACUGUAACGUCCACCAUCAGGGCAUCACUCUGACACAGAUAGAUCAUUUAAUCAGAGAGGAUGCGACAACAGCAGACAUCCACUCUCCUUACACUCCCAUGCUUCUGCGCCAGCUCCUCAGCUGUCUAGUGGUUGUGGCCUACCACAUCUACCAUAAGGACAUGGUGUCACAAAAAAACCUUCUGGCUGCCUGCUUUUCCAGACUGAUGACAGACAACAUCCUUCCUAAUGCUAAGAAUGUAAAAGGUUUCCUGUUCAGGCAGCCAGACUGUGCAGUGGUUACUGUGAGCUACUUAAAGAAGUGCUGGGAAGUCUAUCAGGCUCACUGCAAAGCGAGUGGAGCUCCCAGAGAUGACCAGACCAUGACCUGCCGACACCUGCUGUGGAUGUUCAAGGAUCUCCAUCUGCUGGACAGCAACCUGACCACAGCGAGACUGUUGCAGAUCAUCACAGCAGAGAGCCAUGACCCCAGCAAUCUGUCUGCCUGUCUGGAUCUGGAGAUUACAUUCCUGGAGUUUUUUGAGGUGCUUCUGGGCUCUGCUGAGGUGAAGUGUCAGCAGGUUUCUGAACACCUGGAGGAAAGCAAGCUGCCCUCCAGUCCUGAGGCUGAGGCCAGGAGGAAUCAACCUGAGGUGGAAUCCAGCGAGAACAUGUUGCAGACAGCAAACAGCUCCACUCAGUCGGUGGCAGCUUCACUGAGCUCCACCAUCACUCCUGAAAUCUCCAACCUCAAGUCAGUGGAGACAAGUGAUUCAGCAGAAUUAUCCACUGCCCAAGAAGUGAAGAGUCAACAACAUGUGAAUGAAAUCAGUGAGAAACCUCAGUCUGCAGAGCACACAAGAGGGCAGAGAGGUGAAGGAAAACAUGUGCACACCAAUAGACUGGAGACCAAAGACUGUGAAGUGGAGCUCUGGAAAAAAAACAUCCAUCAAUUCUUCAACCACUUUUUCUUCCCAGCUUUUGAACAUAACCAGUUAGUGUCUAAUAACAUGAAGGAGGAGAAGCUCCGCCAGGAGGCCCAGAGACAUUGCUCUGGCCAAGGCCCAGCAAAGAGCCAGGGAGAGGGGGCAUUUGGAGCUUUGAUGAAUGACAGAAGUCUCAGAAGAGAAAUGAGAAACCUGACGAAUGUAGGAUGAAGCACACUAUCCUGUAUUUGAACUUUCCACAAUCUUAAAACAAAC
Molecule: messenger RNA, 2475 nt
Organism: Epinephelus lanceolatus (giant grouper)
Lineage: Eukaryota; Metazoa; Chordata; Actinopteri; Perciformes; Serranidae
Gene: rsph10b
Product: radial spoke head 10 homolog B
Source: RefSeq, a predicted model, not a curated record